AAUGCAACAGACCCGUCUACUCCCUACCGGGAAUGCGAAGUAGAAGAAGCGAUAGCGCUACUUGCUAAUGUUGCUAGUUAACGCGGAAGCAGCCUAUCGUGAGAAGUGGUAGUAUCAAAUAUACAAAAGAAGGCGCCCUUUUUGGAUUGAAAGAUUUCAGGCUUGGAUCCGAGGUCCUGUGCCAAUUAUUUGAACCCGUCAUUUACUACUGUCGUGGCUCCAUCCCUGCCUCACUCUUUUAUUUUUUGUACAAAUUAAGGAAUUGGAGGCGGAUGAACAAAGUUUUCGAUUGGGACUAGGAUUAGGAUAAGGACCCCUUCCACAAAUAUUUGUGAAAGCAAGAAGUGAUCUUAAAGUCUGCAGGUGCUCCCAUUCUGUGUCAGCAGUGGCACUCACUCAACGACCAUGUCAGACGGCCGGAUCUAUGUGGGGAAUCUUCCCAUGGAUGUCCAGGAGAGAGACAUUGAGGAUCUCUUCUACAAAUAUGGAAAAAUCCGUGAUAUUGAAUUGAAGAACAAUAGAGGCACUAUCCCCUUUGCCUUCAUCCGAUUUGAGGAUCCACGGGAUGCAGAUGAUGCUGUCUAUGGAAGGAAUGGAUAUGGAUAUGGAGACUGCAAGCUGCGCGUAGAGUAUCCUCGAUCCACUGGUUCUAAAUUUGGUGCUAUGGGAGGUGGUGGUGGUGGUGGUGGUGGAGGGGGACCUAGAGGAAGGUUUGGACCCCCAACACGAAGAUCUGAUUUCCGGGUCAUAGUGACUGGGUUACCACCAACUGGGAGCUGGCAGGAUCUGAAGGACCACAUGCGCGAGGCGGGAGACGUUUGUUUUGCAGACGUGCAGCGUGAUGGCGAGGGCGUUGUUGAAUUUCUCCGCAGGGAGGACAUGGAGUAUGCAUUGCGCAGACUGGAUCGGACUGAGUUCCGUUCACAUCAGGGUGAGACCUCUUACAUCCGCGUCUUUGAGGAGAGGGGCACUCCCAACUGGGGUCGGUCGCGUUCUCGCUCCAGAUCCAGAGGUCGCUAUUCGCCUCCCUACCAUAACAGAGGUUCUCCCCCUCCACGCUACCAGUCACCUCCACGCCAUGCUAUGUCGCGUCAUAGUCCACCCCCGAGGAGGCACCCUCCACCACACCAUAGCCCACCGCCGCGUCAUUACCGGUAGAAAGGCCCGUCAUUUACAGAGAAAUUGAGGAAAAGUUUUGUACCGUAAUUCUAGUUUUUAUUUCAUUUUUUUUAACCCAGGCCUCCUCAUAGGAUACAUCAUCAUUAUUUCUUGCUAAACUAUACAUUCCAUGGUCAGGAUUGCUCAAAUACACCCUGCUUCUCCCCCACUGCCUUAAAGAUUUUUCUUCUUUUCGUUAAACAUCCAUGUGUGUUAUCUGAAAGUGGAAUUGUUUCAUUAGCAAAGUAAAACUAUUUGAUCUCCUUAUAACAUAUUGGAGGUUUCUUUUAUAAAGAAAUAAUGGGUUGUGAUGUCAAACCAUGGCAGGAACCAGUACACAUUCAUGUUAUGUCAUAUAAUCCAAAACAAAUUACACAAUUCUGCAGCUGUCAGACUUAAAGGUCAUACCACUGCUUAAAUUCUCGCCUAAAUCUUACCAUUUGUUUAUCAUAAAUCUGUAGGUUUGUUGUGUGUGAAAUUUUUGCCAAUUUAAGAACCUGUGAAGCUCACCAGUACCCUCCUUCUCCCCCUCCUCGAUUCAAAAACGUGAAAUUCAUGAGCCUUUUAGAGUAGUGACACAUGUUGACUGCAAGCCUCCUCUGUGACAUGCAACUAUAUAUAUAUAAGCUUUAUUCAGUUUUGGACAGAACAUCAGCAUCUAUACCACACUUCACCAAACAUUACCACAUUGAACAAAUACAGUUGUAACAGCUUAGUCCCUUGUCAGUCAUAUGGAAAUGAUAGAUUUUGUCUAGUUCUUGUCGAAGAUAUUGCCUUUUAUUUUUAGUUGGCUUGUCUAUUGAGUUAAGUAUUUUGGACAAUCUCAAACCAUUGUUCUUUCCCUAGAGGCUCAGCUUUACACCAGUUUCUCGUAGUUUUUUUUUUUUUUUUUUUUGCUGGCUUUAAGCAGGAUUUUUACCACAUACAGGUUUCAGGCUCCUCAAAGUUCGUUAGGUACAUCACAGCACAGUUGUCUGGAAUAACAUAUCUCAUUGAAGUUCAAGAGAACAUGUGUGUGGUUGCCCUCCAGGUUGCCACAGAGCCUCCAACAUUGCUGGGUCUUUAGCUGUCUGCUUUUGAUCCGAGAUGCCCAGAUGAUUUAAUGUGUGAACCUGUGACCGAGGUGGCCUGUUGGAGAACUAUUCAUUUGUAUGCAUCUUUAAUGUUGUUUUUUUUGUUUUGUUUUUUUCUUUACCAAUAAAAUGCAAACUUUUACUGUGACGGUUUCA
Scatophagus argus is the source of this 2387-nucleotide messenger RNA. It is a transcript of the gene srsf9, whose product is annotated as serine and arginine rich splicing factor 9. The record is from RefSeq and is a predicted model, not a curated record. Bases 406 to 1158 code for a protein of 250 amino acids. The transcript is spliced from 5 exons. Gene Ontology annotation, molecular function: mRNA binding. Gene Ontology annotation, cellular component: nucleus; ribonucleoprotein complex; cytoplasm. NCBI's taxonomy places the organism in Eukaryota, Metazoa, Chordata, Actinopteri, Scatophagidae.